Messenger RNA from Cervus elaphus (red deer), 1108 nucleotides. RefSeq names its product ribosomal protein L7 (gene RPL7). Gene Ontology annotation, biological process: maturation of LSU-rRNA from tricistronic rRNA transcript (SSU-rRNA, 5.8S rRNA, LSU-rRNA). The record is from RefSeq and is a predicted model, not a curated record. Lineage: Eukaryota; Metazoa; Chordata; Mammalia; Artiodactyla; Cervidae. Gene Ontology annotation, cellular component: cytosolic large ribosomal subunit. The coding region runs from base 306 to 1052 and encodes 248 amino acids. The transcript has 7 exons. Gene Ontology annotation, molecular function: structural constituent of ribosome; RNA binding.
AUAUCCUGUCGACGCAGCUUGAAGAUUAGGACCCCGAGUAGUCAAGGAAUCGGCACUCUUUGCUCUCAUCGUACCGAUUAAAGAGUCUAGCCAAUGCAUUCAUUUUUCCCAUACACAUUUUACCAGAAACUUGGUUGUAAAGAGGCUGAGUCAGGCAGUUCUUACUUCUGCGUCUGCGAGUCGAGUUCUUAGUUCCGAGUUCUUUUCUGGCUUAUCCCGAGACACCUAUGAGUCUGGGGCUUCACGCUCGCCGUCUUUAAGUGGACAGCGCGCAUGCGUCAACUUCCUCUUUCCCGGCUGGAACCAUGGAGGGUGCAGAAGAGAAGAAAAAGAAGGUUCCUGCUGUGCCAGAAACCCUUAAGAAAAAGCGAAAGAAUUUCGCAGAGCUUAAGAUCAAGCGCCUGAGAAAGAAGUUUGCCCAAAAGAUGCUUCGAAAGGCAAGGAGGAAGCUUAUUUAUGAAAAGGCUAAGCAUUACCACAAGGAAUACAGGCAGAUGUACAGAACCGAAAUUCGAAUGGCUAGGAUGGCACGGAAAGCUGGCAACUUCUAUGUACCCGCGGAACCCAAAUUGGCAUUUGUCAUCAGGAUCAGAGGUAUCAACGGUGUGAGCCCAAAGGUUCGAAAGGUGCUGCAGCUCCUUCGCCUCCGGCAGAUCUUCAAUGGCACCUUUGUGAAGCUCAACAAGGCAUCAAUUAACAUGCUGAGAAUUGUGGAGCCAUACAUUGCAUGGGGGUACCCAAAUCUGAAGUCUGUAAAUGAAUUGAUCUACAAGCGUGGUUAUGGCAAAAUCAACAAAAAGCGAAUUGCCCUGACAGACAACGCAUUGAUUGCUCGAUCUCUUGGGAAAUACGGAAUCAUCUGCAUGGAGGAUCUGAUUCAUGAGAUCUAUACUGUUGGAAAACGUUUCAAAGAAGCAAACAACUUCCUGUGGCCCUUUAAAUUGUCUUCUCCACGAGGUGGAAUGAAGAAAAAGACCACCCAUUUUGUAGAGGGUGGAGAUGCUGGCAACAGGGAAGACCAGAUCAACAGGCUUAUUAGAAGGAUGAACUAAGGUAUCUACCAGGAUUAUUUUUGUAAUCUGGUCCGUUAAUAAACAAUUGAAACAAA